Messenger RNA from Diceros bicornis minor, 5291 nucleotides. It is a transcript of the gene TBL2, whose product is annotated as transducin beta like 2. Gene Ontology annotation, biological process: endoplasmic reticulum unfolded protein response. Gene Ontology annotation, molecular function: protein binding. Lineage: Eukaryota; Metazoa; Chordata; Mammalia; Perissodactyla; Rhinocerotidae. The coding region runs from base 1138 to 2649 and encodes 503 amino acids. The record is from RefSeq and is a predicted model, not a curated record. Gene Ontology annotation, cellular component: endoplasmic reticulum. The transcript is spliced from 6 exons.
GGGGCAACCCACGGGGACCCUGCUGCCGGCCUCUCUCUGGUCCGACCUGCGGUUCGGGCCUGCGUGGGUGCCGGGGACCCGCUCAGGUUCUCCUCUUGUGAAAUGAGCUUCGCCCCCGGGACGAGGGGCCGCCUCGCCGGGCUGGUGGCGCCCCUCCGGGAGGAUAGUGAGAACCGGGUCCCGCGCUGCCGCCCUCGGUGGUCGAGGCCCGGCCGCUUGCCCUGCGCCGCAGCCCCUCCCCGGGUCGCUGCGAGAGCGCCGUGAACUCGCGGGCGCGCUGCUCGGUCGUUAUUUCAUGGAGGGGGGGCAUUCAUUCGCGAGCAUUUGGACUAGUUCCCCGAUGUGCAGCCACGUUUAUGGAGUACCUACCACCUGUGUGGGCUUUAAAUCUUUUCCUUUAGGGAGUCCACUGUGGGUAAGGGAGAGGAACAUCUGAAAAUGUAAGUGAAAAAUAAAACCUAAGAGGUUUCAUAGCAGAGGUCAGUACUUGAGACGGGAAACCCAAGGGUGGGAGUGGUCAGCCCUGCUUUUUCGGUAGAGGGUCAAGGAAAUCUUCACUGACAGUGGGGAACACGUGCGGCAGGUCUUGAAGGAUAGGUGUGUGCGAGUUUGCCAGGAGGCCGAGAAGGGAGGAAGAAGGUUGCUGGCAGUGAAGGCAAGGACUCCUGAGACAGCACGUGGUAUGACUAGUGUGAGAGUAGAGGGGAGGCUUGUGGGGAGGCUUGUUAGACAAGGCUGGAGAGGUGAGCAGAGGGCAGAUUGUGGCCAUCUUUGUGUGUGGGCCUCAGGAGUUUUUUUCCUGUAGGAAUUGAGGAGCAUCUGUAGUGAGCUGUCGCAUGCCAACUUUGUGCCUGGCCUGAUUCUCAAUUAAAUUAGCUAUUUUGUGCAAAACUGACAGGCGCCAUUCCCCACACGGGGUAGGUGCUCAACAUAUGCUGACCGCCUCUCCUCCCUGGAUUCCCUCUGGGAUUCCUUGGAGCCUUUAAUGCUUGUGUUGGGUACUCUGCUUGUCAUUUUGUAUAUAUUAUCUCAUCCAAUUGUCACAACUUUAAGGAAGCCAAGGCCUAGAGCAAUUAAGUAACUUACCCAAGGCCAGGGUCACCAGAUUGGGUUGUGCACAUUAUUCCCUACGUAGGGAUGACUGGCCAAGGAUCUCUACUCCACUGGCCGUGCUGUGUACCCACUGAGCUAUGCCAGCCCAAAGACGGUGGUGCCAUGUGCACUAACAGCAAGCAGCCUCCUCAAGAUCACUCAGUGGUAGAGACACAAUCCAAACCCAGAUCUAAUUCCAAAGCCUCUGUUUUUGCCCACAUAACUCUCUUCUUGAGGACAGGCCAUGUCUUGUCAUCUCUUGCUGUUCUACUGUGCCUGGCCAAUCAUAAGUGGUCAGUAAAUGCUUAUGGAGUGAGUGGAUGGAUGACAUGGUCUUUCCUUAUAGGCCAAAAAGCAAAUGGAUUUCCACUUGACAAGUCCUUGAGAUCCAAGAAGCAGAAACAGCAUCAGCGGAUUCGCAAGGAGAAGCCUCAACAGCACAACUUCACCCACCGCCUCUUGGCUGCAGCACUGAAGAGCCACAGUGGGAACAUAUCUUGCAUGGACUUUAGCAGCAAUGGCAAGUACCUGGCGACCUGCGCAGACGAUCGCACCGUCCGCAUCUGGAGCACCAAGGACUUCCUGCAGCGGGAGCACCGCAGCAUGAGAGCCAACGUGGAGCUGGACCAUGCCACCUUGGUGCGCUUCAGCCCUGACUGCAGAGCCUUCGUCAUCUGGCUGGCCAAUGGAGAGACCCUCCGUGUCUUCAAGAUGACCAAGCGAGAAGAUGGGGGCUAUACCUUCACGGCCACCCCAGAGGACUUUCCUAAAAAGCACAAGGCACCCAUCAUCAACAUUGGCAUUGCUGACACAGGGAAGUUCAUCAUGACUGCUUCCAGUGACACCACUAUCCUCAUCUGGAAUCUGAAAGGUCAGGUGCUGUCAACAAUCAACACCAAUCAGAUGAACAAUAUACAUGCUGCUAUAUCCCCUUGUAGCAGGUUUGUGGCCUCAUGUGGCUUCACUCCGGAUGUAAAAGUUUGGGAAGUCUGCUUUGGGAAAAAGGGGGACUUCCAGGAGGUUGUGCGAGCUUUUGAACUAAAGGGCCACUCUGCAGCCGUCCACUUCUUCGCUUUCUCCAAUGACUCCCGGAGGAUGGCCUCUGUCUCCAAGGAUGGCACAUGGAAACUGUGGGACACAGAUGUGGAAUACAAGAAACAGCAGGAUCCCUACUUGCUGAGGACAGGCCGCUUUGAAGACGCAAGCACUGUGCCGUGCCGCCUGGCACUCUCCCCUGAUGCCCAGGUCUUGGCCCUGGCCAGUGGCAGCAGUAUUCAUCUCUACAAUACCCGGCGGGGUGAGAAGGAGGAGUCCUUUGAGCAGGUCCAUGGGGAGUGUAUCACUGACUUGUCCUUUGACAUCACUGGCCGGCUUCUGGCCUCCUGUGGGGACCGGGCAGUGCGACUCUUCCACAACACCCCUGGCCACCGGGCAGUGGUGGAGGAAAUGCAGGGCCUCCUGAAGCGUGCUUCCAACGAGAGUACCCGCCAGAGGCUGCAGCAGCAGCUGACUCAGGCCCAAGAGGCCCUGAAGAGCCUGGGUGUCUUGAAGAAAUGACUUCUGGAGGGUGUGGCAGGAAGGGUCUGGUCUGCUGCCACCACUGCUGCCACUUUUCUUCCCAGGUGCUCCCCAGCUGGAAAUCAUUUGAAAGGAAUAUCCUGAUUUUCUUAAUGGUGGCCCCUCUCUUCUUUUUCCCAUUGAAACUGUUCUUACCUGCUUAGAUCUGUCUUCUUGCUGGUUGUGACUCCUGGCCUUACUUGACCUCCCAGGCUAAUGACCAAGGUGCUUCUCUGUUUCCUGGGCCCAAGAAGUGGAAUUGGUCUUCACCAGGCACUGAGAAGAGUGGUAAAUAGGAGAGAGAGAACGUGGUCUUUGACCUUGUGGCAACACACUCUGGUACCCAAAGAAGUUUGUAAUUGUGGAGGCAAAAGCCAGGGAACACCUGAGUAUUAGACAGCAGUUUUGCAGGGGUGGGAGAUGGGAUAUCUUCCAAUUACACAACUGUGGGAUGGCGUCAGGGAAAGGCUAGACUUAAUCCAGGUCAAGCUGCUAACUCCAUCAAAAAGUAAUAAGGGAUUUCAUUCUAUGCCUCGGUUUUCUUACGUGUAAAAUGGAGAAUAGUCCUCUCCUGACCUCCUUACAAAGAUGUUAUCAGGGUGUGAGAGUAUAAAGUCCCUAGAUUUGGAAACAAAAAAGUGGACAAGAGUAGUAAUAUAUGUUAUCUGUUGUCCAAUAUCAUUUAUUAACCACUGGGUGAAAGUGGGUCUCAAACAGCAUAGUUUGAAACUAAAUUAGAAAGAAAGAAACACAUGCCUUGAGAAGGUGAGGUUUCUGGAACUUGGUCAUACAUUUCCUAUCUGGUUCUGCUUUAAGUUGUGUGGAGCAGUCAUAGCACCUCAGGAUGAGACUCCUUUCUUGUGGGAGUUGUAUCCUGUUUCCAGUUCAUCAGACAUUUGUGUGCCUGUUCUGUGCCCAUGAGUGCACUAGGCACAGGAGAUCAACAUGAGUAGGACACGAUCUUGGCCAUUACAGGUGGCUGGUGAACGAGAGGUACACGUGUCUGCUAAGUGCUUUCUCUUGGUUUAUUGGUGGCUGUGGAGGGCUGUUGUAAAAGGGCAAGAGAGAGGACUGCAUCAGGACAGAUGCGAUGGGUUUGAAGUUGAAGAGAGAGGUUUGAUAAGAGAUUAGUUAUUUAGAAGUCUGAAUUUUUGGAUUUGAGGGCUACUUGGAUGUGGGAGGUAAAGGAAGUGAGGAAUCUAAGAAGACUUGAUUGAGUAUAGGCAAAAUGUAUUCGUCCAAAAUCAAAUUCUUAUUCCCUCUCCCUAGAACUGGGACCUCCCCUGGGAAGCCCCAACUCAUGUAAAUUGUGGUUUGAACAAGCAACAACCUCGGAGUUCUCCUUAGUUACUCCCUAUUCAUUACUCCCUCCGCCCCACUGCCACUACUACCAUCCACUCCGUCAGAAAAUUCUUUCAGUUAUGCUCCAGAUUAUAUCCUGAAUCUGCUACUUCUCUCCAUCUUUUCUGUUACCAUCCUGGUCCUACUCACUGUCACCUACUGGACUGCUAUAACAUAGCUUGUUCAUCGGUCUCCUUGCUUCCUCUCUUGCCUAAUUAAAUCCCUUUUCUACAUAGCAGAGUGAUCUUUUGAAAAUGUAAACCAGAUCACAGUGUUCCCAAAUUAAAACCCUCUAAAGGCUUCCUAUCACACUUGGAAUAAAAUCCACAAUUCUCACCAUGGCCUACAAGGGCCCUGUGAUCUGGUUUCUUCCUUCCUCUGUGAUCUUGUUACCACUCUCCCAGCCACCCCAACCUUGCUAUUCCUCGACCAAGCCAAGUUAUUUCUGGCCUCAAGGGGCACUUGUGCCCAUGCUGUUCCCUCUGCUUCGAAGCAUUUUUCUUUUCUGUUGGCAGACUUUUCACGCUUGUCAUAAUUCAGUUCUCAGUUUCGAUUACACUUCACAGAUGCCCUCCCUGACCACCCAGUCUGAAGUAGCCCUUUCCACCAAUCAUAUCACACCCACCACAUUAGCUUGUUUUCUUUAUUUUGUUUACUUAAUGCUAUCUGAAAUUAUCAUUUGGAUAUUUGUUUGCUUCAGGGGUUUCAGCUUAAAUGCUUAUAGAUAUCAAGUGAAUAAUAUAAAUCCAUGAAUUGGGCCACAGCUAUCCAGUGUAAGACAGUAGGAAAUGGGACUGAAGCAAUCUCUGGGGGGCAUGCGUCCUAGGUGAGGGACAGGGCUGGCUGCUACUUACUGUUAAGGAAUCCAGCACAAGUAGCCAGUUCAGAGAAGCUAGAAGUUGGCAAUUAUAAAAUAAAAAAUUAAGCACUCUAUGGGCCAAACAAAACACUAGUGUGGGCCAGAUGUAGCCCAUCCGUCUCUCAUUGGCAGCUUCUGGAUUGUUCAUUAACCCACUGGAAUGUGAGCUCUGUAAGGGCAGAAUCCUUGUCUUGUCUUAUUUGCUCUGUAUCCCAAGCACAUUACCUGGGACAGAGUAAGCCCUCAAUAAAGGAUGAACUCAAACCGGGGACUGCCGACAGAAGCUUCAGUACCCUCUAUGUAUCCUCCCACUCCCGGUUUCCACUGGGGUUUUGUGUUCCUAAUAACAGACUUCUGCUUGAUAGUGCUCUGUACGUGUGUCCUGGUGAAUAUUUGCUUUCUGGUUGUCAGAGAAUGAGACUAAAACACUUCCUUGCAUACC